AUGACUGAAAAGGAAGAAAAUAAAAAAACCAAUAACAAUAUAAAUUUAUUCCUAUCAUAUCGUUUCGUACAUAUAAAUAAUAAUAAUUAUUUAAAUACUCUUAUCUUAGAAUUGAAUAAAAUAAAGAAAGUAGUACUUCAUCAAACCAAACAAAGCAGAAUGAAGAAAUUUAAAAAGACAUUUGCUAUAACAAAACAAAAUGUUUUGGAAAAGACAUCAAGCAGAGAGAACACUCUGGAACCUGAACAAAUGAAAGAGUUGGAAAAACAAGUACAAGAAUCAAGAUUUUAUUUAAGAAAACUUACAAAGGCAAUUGAGAAGGAAACAGUUAGUACUGGUGUCAGUAUUCAAGAUGGUACAGAGUUGGCAGACAGUUUCAUUGACUAUAGUGUCCAUGUAAGAGAUAACUAUCAGGAUCUAGUGAUUCUCUCUGGUAUUCUCUCAAAGAUUGGUGAGUUUCAAGCUGGCUUCGAAGAUCUCAAGGCAAAGUUGAAUUCAUCGUUGGUCAACGAUGUCAGUGAUCCACUUAAAAAGAUGGUUAAAACAGAGUUGAAACAAGCUCAAGAAUCAAAAAGAGAAUAUGAUAAAGUUAGAGUUGCUUACGAUGCAUCGCUAUCGGAUUUGAACAAUCUAAAGAAGAAUAAGAGUGUAAAACCAACAAAGAUCACAGAACAAGAACAGGAAUGCGAUACGCUGAAAAAGGAUUUCGAGUUGAUCGGCAUCGAUACUUCAACACAGUUGAACGACACCAAUAUCAUUGCAGAGUUUGAGACUGUCGAGAAGCUGUGUGACUAUCUCGAUACCUAUCACACCUUCUUCCAGAAAGGAUACAGAUGGCUCGCCCAGAUGAUACCGGAUAUCUACGAGUAUCGACUCUACGUCGAGAAGCGAAAGGCAGAACUCGAGAAAUCAAAGGUGCGUAUGUCGAUGUUGUUGUCGCCAGCCAAAUCGGGCGAUGCUCUCAAACAAAAGGUGUUUGGCGAGGAUCUCUCUGUGUUGAUCACUCGCGACCAAACUAGCAUCCCGAUCUUUGUGGCCAAGGCAUUCCAGGUGAUUAGAGGACGCAUCGAGGAGGAGGGACUCUUCCGUAUGUCCGGACCAAAGAAGGAGGUCGUCGAAUACAAGUUGAUGAUCGACGACGGCAAAGACUAUAACUUGGCAAACACAUUCGAUGUGCACGUCGUUUGCAAUCUCGUUAAGCUGUUCCUCCGUGAGUUGCAGCCAGAACCGCUUCUCACCUACAGUCGCUACAACGAGUUCAUCGAUGUGUGCAACAUCGAGUCGCCCGACGAGCGUAUCAACAAGGUCAGCCGAAUCAUCCAUUCGCUACCGAAACACAAUUUCAAUCUGCUGCAUCAUCUCAUUCAUCUGUUGAAUCAAAUCUCACUGAAUCCCAAGAACAAGAUGGGACCUGCCAAUUUGGCAACCGUUGUUGGUCCCAACAUUCUGGUGUCGCAGACCGACAUCGUCGUCGAGGAUAUAGCACUUGGAAACAUGGUGAUCACAACGAUCAUUCAAAACUUUGAAAAGAUUUUCGGUGGACCACCCGUUUUCGAGCCGAUCCCCGUAACCAACAAACUGAGCACCUCUGCAUCCUCCAGCAACAUGACCAAAUCACCAUCGUUCAACAACAAUCAUCCAUCACCAGCAGCAAAGAAAGCACCACCCGUCAGUCCAAGGAACUACGAUGAAGAUUCCACUUCACCCGCAGUAUAUCAAGGUCAUAUGAUGAGAAAUAGAAAUCUGACGUCAUCUGGAUCCACUCUAGGCGAUAGUUUUGAUGAAGGUGAUGCUGUAGAAUUAACUGAUGAUGAAUAG
Heterostelium album PN500 is the source of this 1818-nucleotide messenger RNA. RefSeq names its product RhoGAP domain-containing protein (gene gacP). The transcript has 5 exons. The coding region runs from base 1 to 1818 and encodes 605 amino acids. Gene Ontology annotation, biological process: signal transduction; regulation of GTPase activity. Gene Ontology annotation, molecular function: protein binding. Lineage: Eukaryota; Evosea; Eumycetozoa; Acytosteliales; Acytosteliaceae. The record is from RefSeq and is a predicted model, not a curated record. Gene Ontology annotation, cellular component: cytoplasm.